CGCCGGAUAUCCGCUGAGUGACCCUUACAAGUCCUUUUUGAUUUUGAAGUGGAAAAGGUGUGGAUUUUACUGCUGGUAUUGGAUCUAUAAACGUAGCGGGCCAUGGGGUUGGAGGAUGAGCGAAAGAUGCUGACCGGGUCCGGAGAUCCCAAGGAGGAGGAAGCGGAGGAGGAGGAAUUAGUGGAUCCCCUAACAACAGUGAGAGAGCAGUGUGAACAGUUGGAGAAAUGUGUAAAGGCUCGGGAGCGGCUAGAGCUUUGUGAUGAGCGAGUAUCCUCCAGGUCACACACAGAGGAGGAUUGCACGGAGGAGCUCUUUGACUUCUUGCAUGCAAGGGACCACUGUGUGGCCCACAAACUCUUCAACAGCUUGAAAUAAAUGUGCAGACUCAUUUACCUGUGGGCACCACUGAGGAAUCAGGACAUUUCCUCGUGGUUUUGAACAUGCCAUUUGUUUCUUAUUUGUGUAACUAAGUUCAUGUGAACCUCAUGGAUUUGCUUAGGCAAUAGUUCCCAUUGUAAUUAGCAGUGAUUCCAUCUUCAAUAAAGUCUAGUAAUCUACA
Phyllostomus hastatus (greater spear-nosed bat) is the source of this 562-nucleotide messenger RNA. Its product is annotated as cytochrome b-c1 complex subunit 6, mitochondrial. The record is from RefSeq and is a predicted model, not a curated record. Gene Ontology annotation, biological process: mitochondrial electron transport, ubiquinol to cytochrome c. The transcript has 4 exons. The coding region runs from base 103 to 378 and encodes 91 amino acids. NCBI's taxonomy places the organism in Eukaryota, Metazoa, Chordata, Mammalia, Chiroptera, Phyllostomidae.